AUGUCCGCCCAGUUCGACAAGGCCGUCUCCAUCGUCCGCUCCCUGCCCCCUGACGGAUCCGUCAAGCCCACCCAGGACCAGCAGCUCGAGUUCUACGGCCUCUUCAAGCAGGCCACCGAGGGUGACGUCAAGGGCGACCGCCCCGGCGCCUUCAACUUCGCCGGCAAGUACAAGUGGGACGCCUGGAAGAAGCUCGAGGGCAUGAGCCAGGACGAGGCCAAGGCCAACGAGCGAGCGGAAAGCGAGCGGCGAGUCUUCUCCCUUCCUUCCCUCUUCUCUCCUGCUGUCGCCGCAGACGCUCGCGCAACGUCGCGCCGACAGCUGCAUCAGAAGUUGGUAGCUGACAUCCAGAUGCUCGAGGCUUCCAACGACGAGGUCGCCAAGAAGUCGCUUGCCGAGCUCGAGGGUGAGUUUGGAAUAGGGCACAGAGAACUGACAUCCCCAGCCGCCGCCUAA
This is a messenger RNA of Trichosporon asahii var. asahii CBS 2479, 456 nucleotides long. RefSeq lists its product as uncharacterized. NCBI's taxonomy places the organism in Eukaryota, Fungi, Basidiomycota, Tremellomycetes, Trichosporonales, Trichosporonaceae. The coding region runs from base 1 to 456 and encodes 151 amino acids. Gene Ontology annotation, molecular function: fatty-acyl-CoA binding. Gene Ontology annotation, biological process: fatty acid metabolic process. The record is from RefSeq and is a predicted model, not a curated record. The transcript has 2 exons.